Molecule: messenger RNA, 660 nt
Organism: Aspergillus alliaceus
Lineage: Eukaryota; Fungi; Ascomycota; Eurotiomycetes; Eurotiales; Aspergillaceae
Exons: 3
Coding region: 10-252 (80 amino acids)
Source: RefSeq, a predicted model, not a curated record
GAGGGAUUGAUGCGGUAUCUACUAGUGAGAGAUUGGGUUUGGAAGGGGACGUGUAGGCUUGAGGGUGUGGGAGUUUCUAGUAUGUAUAGUUGUUAUCGAAUGGUUUGUUGGUGUUUCUUUCUUUUUCUGUUACACAUCCUUGACUUAGAUGUUUGGCUGUAUAACUCUGGUUUUCUUGGUCAAUUGGUAACCUGCCUAGGCGGAAUGCGAGGCGGUGGGUGGUUAGUGAAUGAAGCAGCGUAUAAGUUCUAGGGAAUAUUGCCCCUGAUAUACAAACGGCAUGAUACCCGGUUCGCCGUAUAGAUAGUCCAGAAUAGUACUUGUAGAGUGGUCCUUUAGGAUCGGUUUAUAGAAUCGUGGGUAGAAUCAGACCCUGGCCAUAUCCUAUCCUCAUAAAUUGUACAGGUUCCAUUGUAAUGGGUCUGCAAGACUGAUUAGGGUUCAUAGUGAUUCUGGGUCGGGGUGAUCUCUUUCAGCGCCCCCGCCAGUAUUUGAUCUAUGAGCUUCCGGUAUCCGUAGUUACGUUGAUGGUCUCGCCUGGAUAGCCCCCUUUUCAGGUAACGCCAGGAAUUAGAUAUGAAGUGGUCUAGAGACGAGGCACAGUCUGUCCUGUGGCAUCUUGGUUUACAUUCAUUUAGAGUUUGUUCAUGGAUACUUGAC